Messenger RNA from Arctia plantaginis, 780 nucleotides. Lineage: Eukaryota; Metazoa; Arthropoda; Insecta; Lepidoptera; Erebidae. The record is from the annotation of a GenBank genome assembly.
AUGAAUGAAAAUAAGCCCCUUAAUAUAACAGAAAAAUUGAUCCAUGAAGUACAAAAUAGACCUAUAUUAUGGGACAGAUACAAUGAUUACCAUCACAAUCGUGUGGCUACAGAUCGAGAAUGGCUAAAUCUGUCCCUGGUAUUAAAUACACACAAAGACAUCUUAAAACAAAAAUGGAAGAACUUAAGAGACCAGUUUCAAAGGGAAUUAAGAAAAAUACCGACCCCUGAUGGAGACUCAGCGAACUCUUAUCUAGCCAAUUACACUGGGAAGUGGAUUUACUUUGAACAGAUGUUAUUCCUCAAAGACUCAGUUAAAACAAAACAAUACAACCACAAUAUAGAAGAAGUAGAGAUGCCAGAGGAUACAAUCGAAGAGUUAAUUGUAUUUGAAGAUGAACCAUUAAUAAAAGUAGAAGAUGACUAUAGUUUAAACUCAAAGAACCCUUUACUCCAGCCCCAAAACCCAGUACGUGAGUUCCCUUCUCAAGGAUGUACUACAGAUAUAGUAAAUAGUAGACAUUUAGAAGCUGAAAUAGAUGAAGAAGUUGGACGCAAGAGAAAGGCCUCAGAAGAGCCACAAGACAGAACCAAACGUAAAAAAAUGUCGUUGGCAGAAGAUCCUGAGAGGAUAGAUGAUGAUGAUCUUCAUUUUUUUAAGAGUUUACUGCCAUUUAUGAAAAAAUUGACCCCAAUUAGAAAGUUAAUAGUUAGAAAUGAAAUUCAGAAUAUUUUGUUGAGAGAAAACUUGUGUGAUAAGUGUAACGGCCAUUCAUGCUAA